This is a messenger RNA of Brassica napus (rape), 1531 nucleotides long. RefSeq lists its product as uncharacterized. The transcript has 10 exons. The record is from RefSeq and is a predicted model, not a curated record. NCBI's taxonomy places the organism in Eukaryota, Viridiplantae, Streptophyta, Magnoliopsida, Brassicales, Brassicaceae. The coding region runs from base 214 to 1365 and encodes 383 amino acids.
CUUGAAACGCACGUUAUAUGACGACUUACGUCACUUUUGGAUUUCAAACUCAUUAAAUAGAGCUCUUGGAAUCCGCACAACACUCGUCCAGCACAAGAGUCGCAAGUUCAUCAUCUCCGUUAGUGUUCCUCUCUUCUCCUCUCCUUGUCUCUCUCAAGAUUCUCUGUUGAAUGAUCUCCUAUACAUUUAUACUUAACUGUGUAAGAAACAAACAUGGACUGGACUGGAAUAGUGCCUCCUUUUGGUAUGGACCCGAGACCUUAUUCUCCUGAAACUUUUGCUGGAUUCAAGUGUCACACUGACAACAUGAGUAGUGACACGAAGCGUAUGGAACCUAGACAUGACAAUAUCUCCGUGGACAGUUUCUUAGGCCUUAGUAUGGAGAAUAUGGGCAUAACAAGCUCCAAGAUGGAUGAGUUUUCACUUGGACUUGACUUUUCCUUUCUCCCGGAUGAUUUUGGUACCUCAAGUGCACUAGAUUCUUGGAGCACGCAAGAUGGGGAAGCAGGUCUAAAACCAGAAAUUCUUGAUGGGUUUCUGGAUGAAGUUGAGGAAGUGGAACAUAUCUACUCAUCACACCUUCCAGAAACACAAGUCAAGAAGGAAGUAUCUGAAUUAGAUGGUGAACCUUAUGGUCUUAUGAACUUCAGCUCAGAAUCUUAUUCUCCUAGUGGAAGCAUUGGACUCUCCGAGUGGUCAAAAGAAACAGCUGUUCCACAUGCUGAAUCCAGUGUAAAAGUUAAAGAUGAGCCAGAAGAUGACAGGAAACCGCUAUCCACUUUACUAGGCUCUUGGGUUGGACGAGGCAGGAGUCGAAACAAGAACUUGCUCAACACCCGUUGUACUAGAUUAGAUUCUUUCAGUGAAACAAAGUCUUGUUUGUCUUAUGACUUCAGGCCUCGGAAAGAACCUAUGGACGAUACAUUGUUAUCUGAUGAUCCAAUAACUUCAUCUGAGAGCGAAGAUGACAUAUCUGUAACAACAAUCAAAUCCAAAAUCCGAACUGACAGGAGAAAGCAUCACAGGAUGUGGACUAUAGAUGAAGUGGUGAAGCUGCUUGAUGGUAUCUCUCACUUUGGUCUUGGCAAAUGGACUGAUAUAAAGAACCUCUUCUUUCAUUCAUCAUCCCACCGCACGCCUGUUGAUAUCAGAGAUAAAUGGCGUAAUCUACUGAAAGCAAGUUGCAGUAACAAGCAUAAUGGGGAUGAAGAGGGUGAAGAAAAACGACGGUGGUCAGCGGGUCGCACUAUCCCUAAGGAUAUACUGCAUCGUGUAAGAGAACUUGCUUCGCUCCACUCCAAGUCAUUGUGUGACUUUCAUGGCUCCUCAAGAAACUCAAGGAAGAAGAAAAAGAAGAGGAGUUGAUAAGUCUUGAUGGAGAAAGUCUAGUAGAUUAAAAUUGAAACCAAAUCAUUUGAACUGUCCUGGAAAGUUAUAAGUUGUCUGUAGGAUAUCAGUUUUAUUUGCAUCUUCUAUGUUGAUAUAUGAAAACGAAAAUGAGUACUCCAGUUUUAGAAAAAAGCUUCUUGAU